UAGAGACCCGAAAACGCGCACGCACAAGGGGGGAGGGAGGGAGGGAGAUGCUGUGAGCAUAUCUCAUUUCUCGCGCGGAUUGCCUUUUUAAGUGGGAGAAGGGAAAGCUUCUGCGGUUGGAGAUCGUUUUGUUGGAGUUCAAACCAAGCCAUCCAAGGCUCAUGGCGACGGCCACCAUGGCUACUGCGGCUGGCGCUGCUGCUCUGUUGUACUACACUCUGAAUCGCAAGAUGCUCACGGAAGCUUCCCCCGAGGAUGGCGACGACGGUCAUGUCGGGUCCGGCCACGCCCCGUUGGGCAUCGAUCGGGUCUCGCACCGGCUCGUCCGGGCGCCGGCCACCUGGCUGGAGACCAUCGCCACCUUGUCGGAGACUCUGAGGUUUACUUACUCGGAGACCCUCGGUAAGUGGCCGAUUGGGGAUCUGGCAUUCGGGAUCAGCUUCCUUCUCAAGAGGCAGGGAGACUUACCAGUUGGCGCCGUAUUUGGUGGUGAAGAUAGCUUUCAGCUAAAAGGCCAUGAAAUUGUUGUUGAGCUUAGAUAUCUCCUGAAUUUGUUGACUCUCUGUUGGCAUUUUUCCAAAAAGACUUUCCCUGUGUUUCUAAAGGAGACUGGGUACUCUGAAGAGCAAGUACUUCUUCAGGAACCAAAAGCAGGAAUUUUAAAGCCAGCUUUUACCAUCUUGGUUGAUCACAACACAAGAUGUUUUCUUUUAGUGAUUCGUGGAACACAUAGCAUUAAAGAUACUCUGACUGCUGUUACUGGAGCUGUGGUACCAUUUCAUCACAGUGUUGUACAUGAGGGGGGAGUUAGUAACUUAGUUCUGGGAUAUGCGCAUUGUGGAAUGGUUGCAGCUGCUAGGUGGAUUGCCAAGCUUGCAACUCCUUGUCUCCUCAAAGCGCUUGGCGAGUAUCCUGAUUAUAAGCUCAAGAUUGUCGGGCAUUCUUUGGGUGGAGGCACAGCGGCACUUUUAACUUAUGUUUUGCGUGAGCAAAAGGAAUUAUCAACUGCUACGUGCUAUACAUUUGCUCCAGCUGCAUGCAUGACAUGGGAAUUGGCAGAAUCUGGCAAUGACUUUAUCACCACUAUAAUAAAUGGAGCUGACUUAGUUCCUACAUUUUCAGCAGCUUCAGUGGAUGAUUUGCGAGCAGAGGUUACUGCAUCUGCUUGGCUGAAUGAUCUGAGGAAUCAAAUCGAGCGUACCCGCAUUCUUAGCACUGUUUAUCGAUCUGCAUCGGCUCUGGGAUCCCGUCUUCCAUCGAUGGCCAGUGCAAAAGCAAAAGUUGCUGGAGCUGGAGCUAUUCUGCGUCCAGUUUCAAGUGGCACUCAGGUGGUUAUGAAGCGAGCACAGAGCAUGGCGCAGGCCGCAUGGACACGUCCUAGCCUUCGUUUAUCAUCAUGGUCAUGCAUGGGUCCCCGUCAUCGGGCCACUACCUCUCGUUCAAGUUUCAAUGAGGAAAGUAACCUAGAAUGUUCAAGCUCUGAGACAGCAAACGGCGGGCCUCUUCUUUCUUACCAGCGCAAAACCACAGGGAAAACUAUGAUGGGAACUGUCGAACUUCCUGUAUCUUCUGCUGAAGGGAUUGAAUGGACAUCCGAAAUCGAAUGUUCAUGUUCUGAAGAAGUUAAUGGACAUGCCAAUGGUGAUGCUGAUGGGGACGGUGGUGAGGACCUCACCAGUGACGAUAGGCAUGAGGACCGUUUGACUGAAGUUGAGUUGUGGCAGCAACUAGAGCAUGAUCUAUACAGUAGGAGGGAUGGCGAGGAGACAGAUGUGGAGAAGGAAAUUAGAGAAGAAGAAGCAGCUGCAAUGGCCGAGGUAGGUGAAGCACAGCCAGAGAGCUCUGCCACAGAAAUCAAGGAAGCGCACAGAUUUUUUCCUCCAGGGAAGAUCAUGCAUAUAAUAACCCUUCACUCUGAUGAAGCUGAAAGUGACACCCCUAAUACAUGUGAAUCGGACACUAGUUUGGAAAGCAAAGUCGGGAUUUUCCUUACUCCGCGUUCAUUAUACAGUAAAAUCAGGUUGUGUCAAACUAUGGUUGCUGACCACUUCAUGCCGGUCUACAGAAGAAAGAUUGAAAAGCUCAUAGGAGAACUUGAGAAGGAAGGAGUAGGUGAUGAAGGUGAUUAUAGCUUAACUGAGAACACAAUAGAGGUUGUAUUAUAGGGAGUGAGAAGGUAUCAAUUACUUCGGAUGACCAUCACGCCGCAACCUCGAGGUUUUUGCAAAUUUGACCCUUAAUUUCUAUGUGGAGGGAAAAGUAGCUGUAGCCUACUGACAGUUUUCUUAGUAGAAGUGCUCUAGCUCUUCUUGGCAACAAAGGUGCCAGAAGGUUUAACAGGUAUGACCUCAGUACAGUUCCCCAUACGCUAACCCAUUGUAAAGUUUUUGGAUUAAAAUUAGAUCUCUUUGUUUUUCGUUUUCUUCUCAGUCUGCUUUGUUACCUAAAAAAGAUCUCCCAAAUGCGAUUAUAUUGGUUUUCAUCUGUAAAAUUGUUUCGAAAGUCCAAUUGGUUA
Syzygium oleosum is the source of this 2515-nucleotide messenger RNA. RefSeq lists its product as uncharacterized. Lineage: Eukaryota; Viridiplantae; Streptophyta; Magnoliopsida; Myrtales; Myrtaceae. The record is from RefSeq and is a predicted model, not a curated record. The coding region runs from base 162 to 2165 and encodes 667 amino acids. The transcript is spliced from 8 exons. Gene Ontology annotation, biological process: lipid catabolic process.